AUCUGUACGUCACAGUUAUAACAUGUUUCCCAUUACCACGAGCAAUUGUUGAAAAAUUGAUUUGGUUUAUUAAGGAAAAAUUUUCAAUCAUGAAUCCUGGUACUUCAAGUAUAUGCGUGCUUAAAUCGUUGUUACGACAAACUGCAAGACGGCACCAUGUUUCUUUCUUUUCAACUUCUACUACUGAUCCAUCCAAUGGCUGUGCAAGCAAAGCAACAAAAAAAAGAGUGAAAACACCAAUUGGAAAACUUGAUGAAAUUGAGGAAGGGCAGCAUCCAUAUCAAGAAAAAGAACCAUUGAAGCCUCAUCCAAACAACACCAACCCAGCAACUGGUGAAGUUGGAGGUCCUAAGGGACCAGAACCAACAAGAUAUGGUGACUGGGAGAGGAAAGGAAGGGUAUCAGAUUUUUAAGAAAAUGCCGUUUUGUCAAACAUAGUUUACUUAUGAAAACACAAUACAAAUACUGGAGGUUAUAAA
Daphnia carinata is the source of this 479-nucleotide messenger RNA. RefSeq names its product succinate dehydrogenase assembly factor 4, mitochondrial-like. Gene Ontology annotation, cellular component: mitochondrion. The record is from RefSeq and is a predicted model, not a curated record. Gene Ontology annotation, biological process: mitochondrial respiratory chain complex II assembly. Lineage: Eukaryota; Metazoa; Arthropoda; Branchiopoda; Diplostraca; Daphniidae. The coding region runs from base 90 to 413 and encodes 107 amino acids. The transcript is spliced from 3 exons.